Lepidothrix coronata (blue-crowned manakin) is the source of this 3192-nucleotide messenger RNA. RefSeq names its product early activation antigen CD69-like. Lineage: Eukaryota; Metazoa; Chordata; Aves; Passeriformes; Pipridae. The record is from RefSeq and is a predicted model, not a curated record. The transcript has 6 exons. Bases 1352 to 2068 code for a protein of 238 amino acids.
GUCUGCUGCCUCCUCCCCUGUUAUGCCUCUUUAGCUCAGAACAAACCGUGCCCUGCCAGGGCUUCCCAUAGUGCCUCUUGCCCCUGACACCUCAGGGGGUUACAGAGGCCAAAAUAGCUCUGGAUGGGUAGAUGGGAUGUGGCAAACAUGGUGAAAGUUCAGGGGGAUUUGAGCACAAUUCAGGGGUAUUUGGGGAUAAUCCAGGAUUAUUUGGGGAAAGUUCAGAGGUAUUUGAGGAGUGUUCAGGGUAUUAGAGAAUAAGUCAUAGUAUCUGGGAGACUUAAUGUAUUUCCAGAGGAUUCAGAGAUGUUUGUGGAGAGUUCAGGGUAUCUGGGGAGAAUUCAGAAGGGUUUGGGAGAGGUCAAAUGUAUUUGGGGAGAGUUUGGGCAUAUUUUAGAAUAAUUCAGAAGUUUCUGGGAAAAUUCAGGUAUUUUUGGAGGAUUCAGAGGUAUUUGGGGGGGAAUCAAAGGUAUUGUGGAGGAAACAAAAGUGUUUGAGGAAGUUUCAGUUAUUUUGGGAGAAUUCAGAGAUCUUAGGGAAAGGAUCAGAGUUACUUUGGGAGGAAUUCAGGCAUAUUUUGGGCUAAUUGAGCUAUUUUGGGAUAAUCAGGUACACAUGGGUCUCUGUCUACCCUUCCCUCCCAGCUCAGAUCUGCCCCAUGGGACCCCAACCCUUCUGUUCUACCCCAAACAUGCCACCAGCAUUUCCCCUGCCCAUCCCUCGGAGCAGCUCUUUUAAUGACAUGGGGCAGCAGGAACCCCUCAGUCCAGUUCCAUAAACCCCUACUGGCCCCGGCUGCGGCUCUUUGAGUGACACGGGGUGGCAGAGACCCCCUUGUGUGGGUCUUUCAGUCACAGCGCAGCUGCCAAGGAGGGUCUGGAUACUCCCUUAUCCUGGGGGCCAUGGGAUCAGGGGCCCAGGCAAAGCAUCUUACAGGGCUUUAGCAGAAAGGCUGCGGCCGGGGGAAGGAUGGAGUAAGGCACAGCAGGGAGGACCUGAUACACACCAUUCAUUUAUUUGGUUUUGCCACUUGUUUGACACCUCCUUGUCCCUCUCAGCCCCAUCGGUCAAGAGACAUCCAGCACCUCAGCGCCUACUCUGCACUCACCCCCCAAAGCCCGGGGGGGGACACAACCCCAUUCGGGGGGGGCAGAGCUGCUGCUGGGGCACAGGGGGGAGGGGCCGGGGGAUCCUUUAUCCCCCUCGUUCAGCUCCAAGCGCCCGAGGCCAAAGUUCUGGUUUCUGGGGCUGUCCCCCCAAUUGGUUUGGGGCCUGCGGGGGCUCGCCCGAUCCUGGCGGGGACACGGCCUUGAGGGAACUUCCGCGGUAACCAGGAACCCCCGCCCGGCUCAUGCGCUUCCCCGGCCGGUCACUGUGCAGCGCUGCAGAUCCCACGGCUGGACCGCGGCUCAGUUCCCGGGGUGAAGAGUCGGCCGAGGCGGCGCCGCACGGACACGGGAUCUGCGUUCCACUUCCAUCGGCUGAUUUCCCCCUUGACGCCCCUUCUAACUCUGCGGCGAGUCAAAAUAUGGAGAAUGGAAACAAUGCGAGAGGAGGUCUGGGCAAUAGGUUCGUAUCCCAUCCAAGGCUCACCCAUGAAAUGGUUCUGUUCCUGCUCCUGACCCUGCCUUUGGCAGUGGCCGUGGUUGUGCUGGGAGCAAGAUGCAGUGGACAGGUUCCAGUUGUGCCUGCAGCUUCACAGUUGCUGUCCUGUCCCUGGGACUGGGUCGGGUACCGCAGGAUCUGCUCCUGCCUCUCGACAGAUAUGGGGACCUGGGAGCAGGGCCAGGAUUGGUGCUCCAAGCUCGGGGCCUCCCUGGCCGUUCUCAAGAAUGAGGAAAUGGGCCUCCUCUUCCUCCUCAGGGGUGACAUCAAUUACUGGCUCGGGCUGCGGAGACGGGGUGAGCAGCUGCAGUGGGGGGACGGCAGCAGCUACAACUCCUCGGUCCCUGUCCUUGGCGAUGGAGAGUGCGUGUACCUAGGUGAUGGUAAACUCAGGAGUGGGAACUGCUCAAAUCAGCAGCCAUAUCUCUGCAGCAAACCCCAAACUCACCUGGCACAGAGGUGAUGGAGAAAGAACCUUCUCCAUGCUGGGCACUCACAGUUUUUCCUCUUCCCCCAGUGAAGAGGAAAAUAACGUUUAUUCUCCACUUCCCAUCAGCAGUGAUGUCCGGCCACAUCCUGGGAAGCAGCAGGGCUUCAGCAGUUUAUAAUGGUUUCUUAGCAAGCAGCCAUUGGAAACAACGAAUGCCCCUCUUCCUGCUCCUUUCCUUACCUUUUAUAUCUGAGCUGAUGUCAUAUAAUCUAGAAUAUCCUUUUGGUCAGUUUGGGUCAGCUGGCCUGGUUGUGUCCCCUCCCAGAAUCUUGCUCUCGAUUGGCAAAGGAAUGUUACAGUGCUGAUGCUGUGCCAGCCCUGCUCAGCAGUAGCCAAAACACUGCUGUAUUAUUAAAUGCCCUUCUAGCUACCAUGCAAAGCAAAACACUCUGAGAGCUGCUAUGGUGAAGCAAACAAGGCCUGAGCCAGGGUUGACCUUUAGAUGAACCUUCCAACCUAAUGUUAUAUUUAGCCAUGUAUCUGCUUAUUAGCCAAAAUUAUGUAUAAUCAUUAAUAAAAUACGUACUAUGAUAAGAGUACACCUGUGUAAACAUGUAUGGUUGUUAGUACAAUAUAUUUCUAUCUGCUUAUUAGUGAACAUUUGUUCUUUCUUUCUGUAUUUAGAGACCAGUCAAGGCCUUGGAAGUGGAUAUCUGGCCUUGUUUGGCAGUAGAGGGUCAAAACUAACUACCUUGAUUUUCCUCUGAGUCCUGGUCAGGUUUUGGGUGAAACCCAAGGAGAUAAGUAAGCCAGAUGUUUUUCUGUACUAAGUAGUGAUGUAAGAUUGUUUGUUUAACAAUAUAAAAGCUGGACCCUUUCACAGCAAAGACAGGGACCUCACCUACGAGUGGACACACUGAGUAGGAUUUCCCAAUUCCUGGGAGCGGUUCUCCAGCUGGGAUCGGGGCCUCCCCAUCUGAUAUUACAGGUAAUGUAUUAAAGGGGCAACUAAUGAUGUAUCUCUCUCUUAAUCACUACAGAAUUUCUUUGUAGUAAUGAUUAGAUGCAUUACUGAGCUUCUCUUUUGUAAUUCCUUGCUUCUUUUGUAAUUCUUUGUUGUUUUGCAUAAUAGUAAAUUUGCACACUUGUUCUUUAAA